Messenger RNA from Metarhizium brunneum ARSEF 3297, 1419 nucleotides. The record is from RefSeq and is a predicted model, not a curated record. Lineage: Eukaryota; Fungi; Ascomycota; Sordariomycetes; Hypocreales; Clavicipitaceae.
AUGGCCGAUAGCAUUAUUAGGAAAGCUUGCGACCGUUGCCACUCCCAGAAGCUGAGCUGUAAACGAGUCGGCGACGAGGCCUGCGAACGCUGUGUCAGACUUCAGACCGAGUGCAAAUCAAGUCCCUCUCUUCGCUAUAAGAAGCAGCAACAGCAGCACGGCCAGCAAUACCAACGCCAGCAGCAAAGAACCCCAUAUCAGAAUCAACAGAAACCUCAAACACAACCAUCAGCAUAUUCUACGCCAGUGUCAAAGCCCCCUGUCGGCAGGCGUUCGCCCAAGCGUCGAAGGACAGCUUGUGAGUUGGGAAUACCAAUCAAUCAGCAGGCCGAGGACACAUUGUCUGAGAAGCAGAGUGUCGUCGCCACUGAGGCAUCGUUGGAACCAGCAGACUUUGAUUUUAGCCAGAUUGAGAACCUCAACUUCUUUUCGCCCCCUCCAGCCGCUUCCCUGCCACACAACUCAGUUCCAGGAGGUCUUGACACCUUUCAGCCUGUCCCCACGUUCCCAGACCCUUGGGAUCAGCAGUUGAAUCAAGCCGCCGAAGCAUUCCACGCUACGCCAACAUCUUUCCAACCCGGAGACAACAGCGGGUUUCAAUCAGCCGUUCCUACACUGAGUCUGACAGAGACUCCUCACAGUCAGUCUCUUGCAGAAAAGCGCAGAAGGCCCCGUCUUAGAAACCGACCGAGGCAAAUUGCGUUACGCCAGAUCGCAAACGCACCAGCCACACACAUAGACCCCCCAAGUAUACACUGGAUGGCGCAAUUAUCUGAAAUCAAUUCUCGGCUAUUGGACCUUGCGUCUGUCUUGCCCCAGCAGCAACCGGCAGCAUGUAAUUUUGACACCCUGGGCAGAUCAAAUGAUGAAGCGUUUGCCAACCAGGGGUUUCCAAUUGAUGAGAUGUUCAAGCUUACUCGACGAGUGGCUGAUGUCCUCGACCGGUUGUCGGCAGGAGUAGGCGCUUCUGCAACCAGAAUGGACAACUCUGACCCCGGAAACUCCAUGUUUGUUCUCUCGAUAUAUGUCCGCCUGCUCGACAUGUAUCAAAAGGUGUUCAGUCUGGUUCGCAUGGAACUGUCUCAAGUUGAUUCGGAAGCUCUCUUCCGAUUCUGGAGACUUCCUGACGUCCAAGUUGGGUCUUUUGCCGUGGACCCUUCUCCAUCAUUGCAGAUGUCUCUUACUAUCCAGUUGGCAGAGGAGUUUCUCGCUCGUCUCCGAGUGGCGACUGCGGCCUUGGAUCCUGCCUUGAGCAAUGGCGGUGGAAGCAAAGGGGUAUCUGAAGACGGUGGGAGUGGCAAGUCAAUGUUUUCAGAUGUGGUGGACAUUUCUUUUCGAGCUGUCAAGACGAAGGAGGAGAGCCUUGGGAAGCAUCUCGCCGAGUUGCGGGAUGAAAUUGAGGCCUUUCUAAACCCUUAG